Molecule: messenger RNA, 411 nt
Organism: Phanerochaete carnosa HHB-10118-sp
Lineage: Eukaryota; Fungi; Basidiomycota; Agaricomycetes; Polyporales; Phanerochaetaceae
Exons: 1
Coding region: 89-400 (103 amino acids)
Source: RefSeq, a predicted model, not a curated record
ACAUACCCCCACGUACUUGCUGGGACCUUCCUCUGCGGAGGCUUUCGCCCCAGUCUCGUCUCCGUGUCUCGCCAGAGUGGUACCACUCAUGUUGUACUAUUCGCCUACUAAAGCGGAAGUUCUCGAGGCUGCUCGCUCUGCGAUCUCUAUCUUUGCAUCGUAUGGCCUGUCCUGCUGUCUGGUCGGCGGCGUAGGCUGCACUCUGUUCGGCAAUGAGCGCGAUCCCAAUGUGCUGUUCAUCGUAGCCCUCUGCCGUCCCAGUACUGAACAGUCAACAGGACGUGGACCUCGUUGUUAUGAGCUCGGCUCACGAUCAGGAGUCCCUGAAAAGGAUGCUAGCAGAUCGCGCGGGCUCUCGAUUCUACACCGUUCCCGGGCGUACGCCGGGCGCGACCUAUAAGGUAUAUGCCC